Messenger RNA from Aspergillus sclerotioniger CBS 115572, 769 nucleotides. RefSeq lists its product as uncharacterized. The transcript has 2 exons. The coding region runs from base 120 to 506 and encodes 128 amino acids. The record is from RefSeq and is a predicted model, not a curated record. NCBI's taxonomy places the organism in Eukaryota, Fungi, Ascomycota, Eurotiomycetes, Eurotiales, Aspergillaceae.
CCUGGGUGGAGGGUGUUCUUAGUCAGGGUAGGCUAGCUCAGGGCUAAAGUCAUAAAUCAUAAGUCGUAGGUCAUAACAUACCAAGGGCAUUAUGUGUGAUUAUUUUUGUUCCCGGAAUAAUGAUUAAUGAUUAUUAUUUGGUGAGAAGAAUCCUACCAUUGGGUAGGAAGUACGAAGUACUGGCAAAGAAUAGCAGCAGACACCGUUCGAGCGGUCCAUGCCGCCUUGACCGGUGGACCCCCCCCCCAAGGGAAAAAGAUCAGUCAGGGCUGCAGAAGCCAGCGGGAAAGAAGGAGAAGUGGUUCGGGUUCGGAUUCUGGUUACAGUUAUUUUUACUCAGGCUUAAUUUGGAUCCUAUGGCAGUCAGAUUGGUACAGAUAUUCUCCAUAAUUAUUGGCUGCGGCAACUUUGCGAUUCUCUUCACAUUGGUGGGGGAAGGGGCGAUUUUCAUUUUCCGUGUUCCUUGGCCUUUCGGGGGCCCUGAUGCUGAUACACUAACUAACUAAUACGGAGCCUAAUAAUACUUGCGCAGAAAGUUUGAACUAACCCCUCGUACAUCUGGCAGGAUGAGCUGCCCUGUCACUAUACGGCGCACUAAGGAAGAGAAUGGAGGUAGGUAGAUACUUUGGAAACAACACCAGACCCUACACGGCCAUGCCCUCCUUGCUGGUUGCUCUUUGCUUUUUCCUGUUGCUUGCCCAGCUGGUGACAUCAGUCCGGGCUGACCAUUCAUGCCCACGAUCAUGGGCUGAAGUCUUGAUUCAAGGCC